This is a messenger RNA of Bombus pyrosoma, 873 nucleotides long. It is a transcript of the gene KdelR, whose product is annotated as ER lumen protein-retaining receptor. The transcript has 3 exons. Lineage: Eukaryota; Metazoa; Arthropoda; Insecta; Hymenoptera; Apidae. The record is from RefSeq and is a predicted model, not a curated record. Gene Ontology annotation, molecular function: ER lumen protein retrieval receptor activity. The coding region runs from base 116 to 754 and encodes 212 amino acids. Gene Ontology annotation, biological process: protein retention in ER lumen; endoplasmic reticulum to Golgi vesicle-mediated transport. Gene Ontology annotation, cellular component: membrane; cis-Golgi network; endoplasmic reticulum.
GGCCAUCUGCUGAUGUUGCAGCCGAAGCCACGUCAUAUUUUGUAUGCUUUGUGACUUAGGUGUGUGAAGUAUUUCUCGAUUCUCUUAUAAAAAUUACUUUUCAGCAACCGAAAAGAUGAACAUAUUUCGACUCUUAGGUGACUUAUCACAUCUCGUUGCAAUUAUCAUCCUCCUUCUCAAAAUAUGGAAAACACGAAGCUGUGCCGGUAUAAGUGGCAAGUCGCAAAUUUUAUUUGCGAUUGUAUAUACAACACGUUAUCUAGAUUUGAUAACAACAUACGUGUCAGCAUACAAUACAUUUAUGAAGAUCAUUUUUAUUGCAACUUCUUAUGUUACAGUUUUUUUAAUGUAUGUGAAAUUUAAAGCUACAUAUGAUCAUAAUCAUGAUACAUUUAGAAUUGAAUUUUUAAUCCUACCUACAUCGGUGUUGGCAUUAUUAAUCAACAAUGAAUUCACAAUUGUAGAAGUUCUAUGGACAUUUAGCAUUUAUUUGGAGUCUGUAGCAAUAUUGCCACAAUUAUUUUUGGUAUCAAAAACAGGAGAAGCAGAAAGUAUUACCAGUCACUAUCUUUUCGCUUUGGGGUCUUAUAGAGGCCUGUAUUUGUUAAACUGGGUGUAUCGUUAUUAUGCAGAAGAUCAUUAUGAUCUAAUUGCUAUAGUUGCUGGUUUAGUACAAACAAUUCUUUAUUGCGACUUUUUCUACCUCUAUAUUACCAAAGUAUUGAAAGGCAAGAAGUUACAACUACCUGCUUAGCUGCAUAGAAGUAUUAUCAUUUGGAAAAUUAUAUAUUGCUCAAACGAGCGGUAUUAUUAUUAAUUGAAUUUAUAUAAAUUUUGGCAAUAUUUAAAAAUCGAGGAAUGUUCAUGUACAAA